AUGACCAAACAAGGCAACAAAUACGAGCGACAAGCUUUUGCUAGACUGUUCAGCCCAGUCUUAAAAGGGGACUCCCUCAAAACAAAUACUCCCUACAAUCGAGCACACUCAAUACUAGUCAACGCCAGCACACAAAAUGACAGAUCCAAAAAACCCAAAGAAAUUCCCCCCUUCACCGACACCCACGGCAUAAUAACAACAACAACAACAACAACAACAACAACAACAAACGACCUCCCAGGCUACAAAAUCAAGAGUGUUCUGGGCACAAUCUACGGCAUCACCGUCCGUACCCGCAACUGGGGCGCAGAUCUCGGCGCCGUCGUGCGCUCAGCCGUCGGGGGUGAGAUUCGCUUCUUUACGAAUCUGAUGUAUACGUCCCGCGAAGAGGCGAUGGAGCGGUUGGUGGGUGAGUGUAAGAGUCGGGGUGGGAACGCGAUUGUUGCGGUGAGAUUCGAUGUUGCGAGUUUUGGGGCUUGUUCGCAGAUUUGUGCUUAUGGAACUGCUUGUCGGGUGGAGAAGAUUGAGGAGUCAGAUGAUUGA
This is a messenger RNA of Penicillium argentinense, 543 nucleotides long. RefSeq names its product YbjQ family protein. NCBI's taxonomy places the organism in Eukaryota, Fungi, Ascomycota, Eurotiomycetes, Eurotiales, Aspergillaceae. The record is from RefSeq and is a predicted model, not a curated record. The coding region runs from base 1 to 543 and encodes 180 amino acids. The transcript has a single exon.